UCACUAGUACCUUCCCCAAGCUGGUUGGCGAUUCGACCCGGUUCAGUCACAAUGGAGGCUUACCGGUUUAAAUUUAGCUCGAUUGUGUGGCUUCUGCUAAUGGUUGUAGUGCCUUUGGAAGCUGUAGGAGGCGUUCGAACCGGCCGGCUGAACCGGUGGGAUCAGGUUAUUCGGAUGCCUGGGGAUCAGGACGACGAACCGGAAACAAACAGCACACGAUGGGCGGUUCUCGUGGCCGGUUCAUCCGGGUAUGCAAACUACAGGCAUCAGGCGGAUGUAUGCCAUGCGUAUCAAAUACUGAAGAGAGGAGGAUUGAAAGACGAGAACAUAGUGGUGUUUAUGUAUGAUGAUAUUGCUGCGAGUGAACUCAAUCCGAGGCAGGGCAUCAUAAUUAACCAUCCACAAGGUCAAGAUGUCUAUGCUGGUGUCCCCAAGGAUUACACUGGCAAGCAUGUCAGCGUGAAGAAUUUGUACGCGGCGCUUUUGGGUGAUAAAAAAGCGGUGAAAGGUGGAAGUGGGAAGGUUGUGGAUAGCAAGCCCAAUGAUAGGAUCUUUCUAUACUACUCUGAUCAUGGAGGCCCUGGUGUACUCGGGAUGCCAAAUAUGCCUUUUCUUUAUGGCAAAGAUUUCAUUGAGGUUCUGAAAAAGAAACAUGCAUCUGGUAGCUACAAAGAGAUGGUUAUAUAUGUUGAAGCAUGUGAAAGUGGGAGUGUUUUUGAAGGCUUGAUGCCCGAAGAUCUGGAUGUUUACGUUACAACAGCAUCAAAUGCAGAGGAGAGUAGCUGGGGAACAUACUGCCCUGGGAUGGACCCUGCUCCACCUUCCGAGUACAUAACUUGCUUAGGGGACCUGUAUAGUGUUGCUUGGAUGGAAGACAGUGAGACGCACAAUCUGAAGAAAGAAACAAUAGAGAAACAGUACACCAAUGUGAAGGAGAGGACUUCAAAUUACAACACAUAUAAUGCCGGAUCCCAUGUGAUGGAAUAUGGGAAUAAAAGCUUCAAAGGCGAACCACUUUCUCUGUAUCAAGGUUUUGAUCAGGCCACAGAGAACUUCCCACCCAACAAAUUACACUUUGAUACACGCAUGGGUGUUGUCAACCAAAGGGAUGCAGAUAUUCUUUUCUUGUGGCAAAGGUACAAAAAAUCUGAAAAGGGAUCGGAAGACCCAUCGAAGACCAAAAUUCUCAAACAGAUCACAGAAACGAUUAUGCGCCGAAUUCACUUGGAUGGUAGCAUACACACAAUUGGAAUGCUUCUAUUUGGACCGCAAAUGGGUCCUUCUAUCCUCACUUCCACGAGAAAACCUGGUUUAGCCAUUGUUGAUGAUUGGAUGUGUCUCAAAUCGAUGGUCCGGGUGUUUGAGAAUCAUUGCGGAUCAUUAACUCAGUAUGGCAUGAAGCACAUGCGAGCAUUUGCAAAUAUUUGCAACAAAGGGGUCUCUGAGGCUGCCAUGGAAGAAGCUUCUAUGGUUGCGUGUGGCGGGCGCAACUCGGGCCAGUGGCACCCUUCAAAAAUAGGGUAUAGUGCUUGAUUUUUGGAGCUUGGCCUGCGGUAGUUUUCUUGCACAUGUUAGGUUGUAAAAUAUAAGUGCUUAAUACUUUCAAACUUGCAUUGUCUGUCUAUGUUUCCGCAACGUUGUCAAGUUUCUUUAAGUUUUGUGUAUAUAAAGCGAGCAGGACUAUAAGCUUGAAUAUGCAUAGAAC
Messenger RNA from Camellia sinensis, 1705 nucleotides. RefSeq names its product vacuolar-processing enzyme. Lineage: Eukaryota; Viridiplantae; Streptophyta; Magnoliopsida; Ericales; Theaceae. Gene Ontology annotation, biological process: vacuolar protein processing. The record is from RefSeq and is a predicted model, not a curated record. Gene Ontology annotation, molecular function: cysteine-type endopeptidase activity.